Messenger RNA from Penicillium salamii, 2598 nucleotides. NCBI's taxonomy places the organism in Eukaryota, Fungi, Ascomycota, Eurotiomycetes, Eurotiales, Aspergillaceae. The record is from the annotation of a GenBank genome assembly.
AUGGCGACCCCAAUCCUUAUCUCCCACGACCCCUCCCCCGCCUCCGACUCCGGCCUCUCUCUCAAGCAGAUUGCCUACUUCGGCCGCGUCCUGGUCAAGGUCUCUACACUCGCUCAGGCAGAGCAAUUCCUGCGACAGAAUUUCCGCACCCUUGAUGUCUUCGUCGACGCGACUGAGGUCUCCUCAGCGGGGGAUCUUGUUGACAUUCUUAACGCCGGUGCCGCCAAGAUCUUGAUCACUUUGGAUCAAUUGACCACCCUCUCUGAGGAGCAAUCUGUGCCCUCAUCCCGCUUGCUCGUCAAUGCCCAAUCAGACUCCCAACUGGAUACCCUUCAGCAAUGGAUCGCCGCCAAUCCCGAGCGUAACGAGGCCAGCGUUUACACCGCACCCGCUGCCGUCCCCGCCGCCGCCGAGAAAUUGAAGAUUGCUUCCGACUCACCACGCCUCUUUGCUACAAUCACUGGACAGGUUUCAGAGGAUGCUAUCUCGCAGGUCACACAAAAGGGCGCAAUUGCCGUCGUUUCAUCUCAGACAUUGACCGUUGAGCGGGAUGUCGCGGGCAAGGUUUCUGCUGCCAAGCUUAUUGCGUCGCGCGCGGUUACUGAUCAGGCCAAUGGUCUGUACGCGACCUCGGUGACCGAUGAGCGAGGUGCAUGCCUUGGUUUCGUCUGGAGUAGCGACGAGAGCAUCGUCGAGGCCCUCCGCACAGGAACUGGUGUUUACCAGAGCCGAAAGCGUGGGCUGUGGUACAAGGGUCAGUCCAGCGGUGAUGUGCAGGAGCUAAUUCGCAUUGGCUUUGACUGUGAUGCCGACUGUUUGGUUUUCGUUGUCAAGCAAAUUGGACGUGGCUUCUGCCACCUCGGUACUGAGACUUGUUUCGGUGCCUCUGCUGGCCUGUCUCGUCUUCAGAAGACUCUGGACGCUCGCAAGGCCGACGCCCCUGCCGGAUCAUACACUGCUCGCCUCUUCAACGAGCCUAAGCUUAUUGAUGCUAAGAUCAUGGAAGAGGCUGAUGAAUUGUGCCGCGCUCAGACCAAGGAAGAGGUUGCUUUCGAGGCUGCCGAUCUGUUCUACUUCGCCCUGACUAAGUGCACCGCUGCCGGUGUCAGCCUCGAGGAUAUCGAGCGCAACCUUGACCUGAAGAGCUUGAAGGUCAAGCGCAGAAAGGGUGACGCCAAGGGCCCGUGGGCUGAGAAGGCCGGCUUGGCCAAGCCUGCACCCACUCCUGCCCCUGCUCCCGCGCCUGUAGAGGACCGCACAUCUCGCAUUGAGAUGACGCGUGUUGUUACCUCCUCUACUACCCCCAAGGUCGUUUCUGAUUACCUCAAGCGUCCCUCUCAAAAGUCUAAUGAUGCCAUCGUUGCAUUGGUGAAGCCAAUCAUCCAGGAUGUCCGUGACGGCGGUGACGCCGCGGUCCUCAAGUACACUCACAAGUUCGAGAAGGCUACCUCACUCACCUCCCCCGUCAUCAAGGCACCUUUCUCUCCCGAGCUCAUGAAGUUGGCUCCUGAGGUUCAGGAGGCACUUGAUGUCAGCAUUGGCAACAUCGAUCGUUUCCACUCUGCACAGAAGGGAAGCAACGACGCCCUCCACAUGGAAACCAUGCCCGGUGUCGUUUGCUCCCGUUUCUCCCGUCCUAUCGAGCGUGUUGGUCUGUACAUUCCUGGUGGCACUGCCGUGUUGCCCUCCACCGCCAUGAUGUUGGGUGUCCCUGCCAUGGUGGCAGGCUGCCAAAAGAUCGUCCUUGCCUCGCCUCCCCGCUCGGACGGUAGCAUCUCCCCCGAGAUCGUGUACGUCGCCCACAAGGUCGGUGCCGAAAGCAUCGUUCUUGCUGGUGGUGCUCAGGCUGUGGCUGCCAUGGCCUACGGCACCCAGAGCAUCACCAAGGUCGAUAAGAUUCUUGGACCUGGCAACCAGUUCGUGACAGCUGCCAAGAUGUACGUGUCCAACGACACCUCCGCCGGUGUCAGCAUCGACAUGCCCGCUGGUCCCAGUGAAGUUCUUGUGAUUGCCGACAAGACCGCCAACCCGGCCUUUGUCGCAUCUGACCUGCUCAGUCAGGCCGAGCACGGUGUUGACUCCCAGGUCAUUCUCAUUGCCGUCGACCUGAGCGAGGAGGAGCUGCGCGCCAUCGAGGACGAGGUCGAUGCCCAGGCUAAGGCCCUUCCCCGCAUGGAUAUCGUUCGCGGUUCGCUCGAGCACUCCGUCACCUUUGUCGUUCGCGACAUUAACGAGGCCAUGGUCCUCAGCAACGACUACGCCCCUGAGCACUUGAUCCUGCAAGUCCAGAACCCCGAGUCUGUUGUCGAGCAGGUCCAAAAUGCAGGCAGCGUUUUCAUCGGUCCCUGGACCCCUGAGAGUGUUGGUGAUUACUCCGCUGGUGUGAACCACUCAUUGCCUACCUAUGGUUAUGCCAAGCAAUACUCUGGUGUCAACUUGGGUUCCUUCUUGAAGCACAUCACCAGCUCCAACCUUACUGCCGACGGUCUGCUCGGCCUUGCCAAGACUGUCGAGACCCUUGCUGCCGUGGAGGGUCUUGAGGCGCACAAGCGUGCUGUGAGCAUUCGUGUUGCUCAAAUGAAGAAGAACCAGUCAUAG